This is a messenger RNA of Leishmania braziliensis MHOM/BR/75/M2904, 357 nucleotides long. It is a transcript of the gene ATG8B.1, whose product is annotated as putative ATG8/AUT7/APG8/PAZ2. NCBI's taxonomy places the organism in Eukaryota, Euglenozoa, Kinetoplastea, Trypanosomatida, Trypanosomatidae. The record is from RefSeq and is a predicted model, not a curated record. The transcript has a single exon. Bases 1 to 357 code for a protein of 118 amino acids. Gene Ontology annotation, biological process: cellular response to nitrogen starvation.
AUGUCCGCCUACCAGAGCAGCAACACCGCCGAGGCACGCCGCGCCGAGUGCGCGCGCCUGCAGGCCAAGUACCCCGGCCACGUCGCCAUGGUCGUCGAGGCCGCCAAGUCGAGCAAGGCGCACCUCCUCGCCCUUCCCCGCGACGCCACCGUCGCCGAGCUCGAGGCGGCCGUGCGCCAGGCGCUGGGCAUCAGCGCCGCGAAGGUGACGCUCGCCGUGGAGGGCUGCACGCCGGCCGCCACCGCCUCCGUCGGCGACGUCGCCGACGCCUGCAAGCACGCCGACGGCUUCCUCUACGUGAGCGUGCGCGGCGAGCAGGCCAUGGGCAUCUUUUCCUUGUGCUUCCCGUUCUUUUAG